Molecule: messenger RNA, 906 nt
Organism: Penicillium roqueforti
Lineage: Eukaryota; Fungi; Ascomycota; Eurotiomycetes; Eurotiales; Aspergillaceae
Exons: 1
Coding region: 1-906 (301 amino acids)
Molecular function (GO): FAD binding
Source: RefSeq, a predicted model, not a curated record
AUGGGCUCACCCAACCCGAUUUCUAUUGAUGAAGUAACUGCAACCUCCAUCUUCACGCCGACAGUAGUUCUCGCCGAAACGUGGAGCGGAAAUCAUCAGCGCGUCUUCCUUGCCGGAGAUGCUUGUCAUCAGACAAUUCCUUUGGGCGGCUACGGAAUGAAUAUGGGCCUUGCUGAUGCUUGGGAUCUUGGCUGGAGACUCCCAGCCACUAUUCAAGGCUGGGGUGGCACUCACUUGAUGAAGACAUACGAACAGGAACGUCGUCCUGUGGCAGCGCUGAUGCAACACUGGCGCAAAAUCCACAUGAUGAAAAUUAUGGGGCUUUCAACAGCUGUAAAAUUGGAUCCGGUCGUCAUCGAAUCCAUGGAUGAGCGCGGCAUAGCCCUGCGUGAGGAAAUCAAUCAGUACAUUCAGCAAAACGAUGACCAUAAUCAGAGCUUCGGCGUUGAAAUCGGACACCGCUACGAGUCGAGUCUGGCAGUACUGAGCGAGCAGGUGGAUGUUGAAAAGGCAGCAUCACAGUUCGACUCACGCAACUACAUCCCAACUAGCUUUCCUGGUUCGCGGGUACCGCAUGUGGCUUUUUCUGACGGCAGCGCCAUUUCCGAUAGAUUCGGGAAAGGCUUCACCAUGGUCGCGUUUCUGCAGAAAGAAGCAGUAGCAGCCGGAGACCAAUUUCAGGUGCCCAUCGCACUGGCCAGUUUUGAAGAAGCAGCACGGCAGCACAGUAUUCCUUUAACGAGCCUUUGUUUGAUGAAUGAGACUCAUGCGUUCCGAAUUUGGGAUGCUUGUCUUCUCCUCGUGCGGCCUGAUGGAUUUUCAGCGUGGCGCUCAGAUAGUCUGGACAAAGUGCACAAUGCAUCACAAGUGUUGCUUCAAGCAACAGCUCAUACCUCACCUUUGUAA